ACACACAAUGCAACUGCUCAGCCAAACGUCAUCGUUGAGCGUGCUGCUGGUGCUGCUGUUGUUGCUAUGCCAUGAAAACAAAUUCCACCGCUGGAAGGUGAACGCGGCAAUCAGCGCCUUUCAGCCGACCAUCUUCGACAAUGCCCAGUGGCGCGUCAUCUUUCACCUCUACCGCAACGUCACGAUGAUGAUGGCCGGCCGGACCGGCUACAAGACGAGUGGCAAAUUUUUGCAGAAGAAAAUCCCGGACACCGUACCGUUCCCGUGCGACGUUGCGGUCGGCCGUAGUUCGGAACCACCGACCAGCGUUCACAAGCUGCGUCCCGGUGACAUAAACGUGGUGGCGGCGAUUGGCGAUUCCGUCAUCACAGCGAGCGGUGCAUCGGCCACCAGCUUCCUGCAGCUCUACACCGAAAACCGUGGCCUCUCGUGGUGCAUCGGUGGCCAGUGGGGCUGGCGAAAUGCUACCACCCUACCGAACAUACUUAAAAUGUUCAAUCCGAAGCUCAUUGGAUAUUCCUACCGGGAUUCGUACAGCUUCCACUGGGACUCGCAGUUUAACAAUGCAGAGAUAGGUGCCGUCUCGAAAGAGCUACCGCACAUGGCCGCCCAGAUGGUGACGCGCAUCCGCACCGAUGGGCGUGUUAAUUUUAAGAAGGACUGGAAGUUACUAACGAUCACGAUCGGAGGUAACGAUAUCUGUGCGUACGUGUGCACACUGAAAGAUCCCGAAUCGUUGCCGAUGCAGCAUCGACGAUCGCUGCUGAAGAUGCUGCGGUAUCUGCGUGAUAAUUUGCCCCGGACGCUGGUCAACAUUGUGUCCGUGCCGGACGUGUCGACGGUGGUGUCGAUCAAGAAGAAACCGAUGAUGUGUUGGAUCCUGCACCAUGCCGAGUGUCCGUGUUGGGUUGGUCCACUGCACAACUCUACCAAAGAAUCCAGAGCUAGAUGGGCUCGAAUACAAAUGCAGUACCGGAAGGUGGAGGAGGAAGUCGCCAUGCUGGACGAAUUUCGUGGACUCGACGAGUUUGCCGUCGUACAUCAACCGUGGACGAGGAACCUUUCGCUCAUGAAAGGAAAUGAGGUCGACUACUCACUUCUUUCGUACGACUGCUUUCAUAUGAGUCAGAAAGGCCAUGCACAAGCGGCAGUUGCCUAUUGGAACAACCUACUGGAACCGCCGGGCAAGAAGAGUACGGGCUGGAAGCCAGGCAUCGACGUUUUUCGUUGCCCUUCGAAGGAAUCUCCCUACAUCUACACCUACGACAACAGUUAGGCGGUAG
Messenger RNA from Anopheles maculipalpis, 1283 nucleotides. Its product is annotated as phospholipase B1, membrane-associated-like. The record is from RefSeq and is a predicted model, not a curated record. NCBI's taxonomy places the organism in Eukaryota, Metazoa, Arthropoda, Insecta, Diptera, Culicidae. Bases 8 to 1276 code for a protein of 422 amino acids. The transcript is spliced from 6 exons. Gene Ontology annotation, molecular function: glycerophospholipase activity. Gene Ontology annotation, biological process: phospholipid metabolic process.